Messenger RNA from Dunckerocampus dactyliophorus (ringed pipefish), 3052 nucleotides. RefSeq names its product protein-lysine 6-oxidase-like. The record is from RefSeq and is a predicted model, not a curated record. Gene Ontology annotation, molecular function: copper ion binding; protein-lysine 6-oxidase activity. Gene Ontology annotation, biological process: peptidyl-lysine oxidation. The coding region runs from base 1814 to 2896 and encodes 360 amino acids. Lineage: Eukaryota; Metazoa; Chordata; Actinopteri; Syngnathiformes; Syngnathidae. The transcript has 6 exons.
AAACUCGAUUCUUCUCAAUGACUCGCUCACUGAAUGGCAUCGGGUACUUCAUGUUACAUGGAUUCCCGUUGACGUUAGCUUUCGGUAACGGGGAUGAGUAAGUGAACGACUUAACAGAGACGAGUAACGUAUGAGUCCCCAUUCUUGUGAGUUUUGAAUGACUCGUCCAUUGUUCGCACAUUUCCAGUCCACGCGCCCAGCAUUCCAAGCUCGAUCAGAUGAGAGUUGAUGUCGUGGCGCGUCACGUGUGCCUUCAAACUUUUUUUUUUUUUAAUUGGCCAACGUGCGCGCACGUGAGCGAAGCGGUUGCGCCAGUAAAAGCGCGCACAUUGUUUCCGUCACGCAGUAAAGUGGCGGCCGGAUCGUCUGGCCUCCCGACCCCGCCUGGGUCCCUCCAGGCUGCAGCCCUCAUUACGGCGCCGCACACCUGCUUCUCAUUGGGCCGCCACCACGCUACUGCUCCUUUCAUCUUUACAAGGAGAUCGUUAAAACAGAAAUCCUUCUCAGCUUGAUGACUCUUGGGGCGUUUUAGUGCGGUAACUAGCGGCUAAUGCUAACUUCACGAGCGCGCCACUGGAGCCCAUAUAUACGUUGAAUAGUUGUUUUAUCGGCAAGUACAAUGCUCUAUCAUCAAGAUAUUCACUUUACGUGACUAUAACUUUAUUUUACUGCAUUGUUUGUUUACACUAGGUAACUUUAAGCACAAGUUCAUGCUAGCAGUUGGCUAGCUUGAUUAGCAUAAACAAUGUUGGUGGACUUGGUAGCUAAUGUUUGCUAGCCAAUCAAAUGCGAGAACCCCAAUGCUGUCAAUCGAAGCAUGACGAUGAGGUUGUGUUUCCCACUGGGCUGGCGGGAGGAUAAAUCCUUCAAUUUAAUCUUUUGCUUUUUAAAAGCAUCCUGAGCUCCCAGCAGGGGGUGGGAGGGGCGCACCGCCCCCCCCCCAAUAAAAGGUAGGAAUCUUACCUGAUGGCUUUCAUCAGACAGCUUCCGUUUUAACGAUGUUACGUUUUGAAAACAUGUUCUAUAUUUUUUCACCAUCGUAUUGGUCGUCACGGAGACACGUGCGAAGCUCCUCCCACAAGGAAAAGCCGCAGGUCAGAAACGCCCUUUUGCUUUUAUUAUUUAGUAUUUAGCUUAUUGUAUUUUAUAAUUGAUUAUCCAUACCAUUGUUGCAUUAGUAUUUAUAUUUUAUUGGUAUUAGUUUUAUUUGUAUUUGUACUUUAUUUAUCCCACAGCGGGGAAAUUCACUAAUUUUUAAUAUUUUUAUUUAAUAUUUUAAUAUUUUUAGUAUUUUAUUUGAUCCGUAUGAUUGUAUUUAUUUUAAUUUUAUAUUGUCUUAAUGUUGUAUUAGUUUAUUAGUGUUACAAUAAUAUAACAUGAAUAAAGUAUGUUAGGGUUUUUAUUUUAAUAUUACUGUUAAUAUAAUAGUUUAUUAUAUUAAUUGUGUUGUUAGUAUUGUUUUAAUGUUGUAUUUUAGCGUUUAUUAUAAAUGUUGGGGUUGUUUUAUAAUUAAAGUAAUUAUAAAAAUAAUGUAUUUUAUAAUACAAAGUAUUUUAAGAUGACUGUAUUAGUGUUAUUGUAAUACUAGUUUAAUAUUUGAAUAGUAUUAUUUAAUUAGUAUUGUGGUAAUAGUAUAAGUUUAUUGUUGUUACGUUAGUAGUAGUAGUAGUCAAGGUGCCAGCAGAGGUCAAGUUUCACUCCACCUUCGAGAGAGAGAGAGAGAGAGAGAGAGAGAGAGAGAGAGAGAGAGAGAGCGAUGUGAGCUCCAUCAUUGCAGGAGGAGAAGAGGAGGAAGAGGAGUGGAGGAUCUUCCAUGAUGAAGGAGUUAGGUGUUGUGGUGCGUGUGUUCUUGUUGUGUGUGUUGCAAACAGGAACUGAGUCCCAGGAGGCGUCUGAGGGUGUGAGGCGGGGGUUGACAUGGCGCCAUAACGGCCAGGUCUUCAGCAUCCUGAGCCGUGCGUCUCAGUACCGGCCGGCCGGUGCCAGAAGCGGCGUCGGCGUCGUCCUGCUGAGUGGCAACGACACCUCGGCCCGUGUGGCCCCCCGCCCACCCGUGGCCAGCGGCGCCGCUCAGUUACGAGCCGUGGCGCGUCAGCGACCGCUCACGCGGCAGGAGCCCUCUGCACCGCAGCGGCGGGAGGACAUGAUGGUGGGGGACGACCCGUACAACCCGUACAAGGCGUCCAACUACUACCAGUACUACAACUACUACAAUUCCUACUACAGACCCAGAACCUGGACCCCACACUGGCACGGUUACGGAACCAGGUACCAUAAGAACGGUCUCCCUGACCUGGUCCCUGACGCCUACUACAUCCAGGUGGGCUCCUACAUCCAGAAACUUCCUAUGUACAACCUACGCUGUGCUGCCGAGGAGAACUGCCUCGCCUCUUCUGCGUCUUACGCUCAUGAAUACGACACCAGGGUUCUGUUGAGGUUCCCUCAGCGCGUCAAGAACCAGGGAACAUCCGACUUCCUGCCCAGCAAACCUCGCUACUCCUGGGAGUGGCACAGCUGUCACAAUCACUUUCACAGCAUGGACGAGUUCAGCUUGUACGAGCUGCUGGACGCCGAGACGCACACGGCAGUGGCUGAGGGACACAAGGCCAGCUUCUGUCUGGAGGACACGUCCUGCGAGGCCGGGUACUACCGACGCUAUGCCUGCACCUCAUACACGCAGGGUUUGAGUCCCGGAUGCUACGACAUUUACAACGCAGACAUCGACUGUCAGUGGAUCGACAUCACCGAUGUGUCUCCUGGAAAAUACAUCCUGAAGGUGACCGUCAACCCCAAGCAGAAGGUUCCGGAAUCCAGCUUUGACAACAACGUGGUCCGCUGUGACGUCCACUACACAGGAAGUGCUGCGCACGUGUCAGGAUGCCGGGCCACCUCGUGAGAAGAGGGGUGAGGGCUCGCUCGAGCGGCGUCAAAGGUGGACUUCAGAACAACGAACAUUUAACAUCUUAUGUUGACAUUAUUUCGGUGUUGAAGUGACGAAACACACUUCCAAUCAAUAAACGUUUGUCUUUUAAGCAAAUAAACGUGUUUCAGU